Messenger RNA from Melospiza georgiana, 1434 nucleotides. RefSeq names its product leucine rich repeat containing 3B (gene LRRC3B). NCBI's taxonomy places the organism in Eukaryota, Metazoa, Chordata, Aves, Passeriformes, Passerellidae. The coding region runs from base 339 to 1118 and encodes 259 amino acids. The record is from RefSeq and is a predicted model, not a curated record. Gene Ontology annotation, molecular function: protein binding. The transcript is spliced from 2 exons.
GGCGGCAGCACCGGGAGAAAACUCGACGGGUAGGGAGCGGGGGAAGGCGAUCAGCGCUGCUGCCUCCGAGGGGUACAGCCGUGCCGUGCCGUGCCACCUUGCCCGGCAGCGAUCGGCGAGGGCCACCGGCGAUGCCCCCUCCCCCAGCCCGUGCUGGCGAACCUCCGGUGUCCGCAUGCUUCUAAGAAGGGUAUUGACCAUGAGGAAGCCCAUGUGCUAGUAACCAGUGUUUGCUAAUCCUGCUGAAGAAAAUGAAGCCACGUUUCAGCUUUGCCGAUCCUUUUCCCACCCUGUCGGCUGAAUGAGAAAUGGUCGUGUGAUUAUGCUGACAGCCCAGCAUGCAUUUGGUAGACCCGUGGUUAACUCGUUCCCUCUCCAUGUGUCUGCUCUUACAAAGUUUUGUCCUCAUGAUACUGUGCUUUCAUUCUGCCAGUAUGUGCCCAAAAGGCUGCCUCUGUUCCCACUCCGGGGGUCUGAACGUCAGCUGUAGCAAUGCAAACCUCAAGGAGAUACCCAGAGAUCUUCCUUCAGAAACAGUCUUACUUUAUUUGGACUCCAAUCAGAUAACAUCUAUCCCCAACGAAAUUUUUAAGGACUUGCACCAAUUGAGAGUACUCAAUUUAUCAAAAAACGGGAUUGAGUUUAUCGAUGAACAUGCCUUUAAAGGGGUGGCAGAAACCUUGCAGACUCUGGAUUUGUCCGACAACCGGAUUAAAAGCGUGCACAAAAACGCUUUCAACAACCUGAAGGCCAGGGCCAGAAUUGCCAACAACCCCUGGCACUGUGACUGCACGCUGCAGCAGGUGCUGCGGAGCAUGGCCUCCAACCACGAGACGGCCAACAACGUCAUCUGCAAGACCUCUGUGCUGGACGAGCACGCGGGGAGGCCCUUCAUCAACGCUGCCAACGACGCCGACCUCUGCAACCUCCCUAAAAAGACUACUGACUACGCCAUGCUGGUCACCAUGUUUGGCUGGUUCACCAUGGUGAUCUCCUACGUGGUUUAUUACGUGCGACAGAACCAGGAGGAUGCAAGGAGGCACCUGGAGUACUUGAAAUCCCUGCCAAGCAGGCAAAAGAAACCAGAUGAAGCCGAUGACAUUAGCACUGUGGUAUAGUAUUCUGAAUACAAUGACUGCCUUUGUGAUGGAAACUAGAGUCGGAUGACGCCUAACCCAGAGGUUUACUUCUAACGUUCAUUGUAAACAUUAAGACUUUUGGGGCUUUUUUUUUUUCCUGUUUAACUGAAUUACGCCACUGUUGAGCUUUCUAACAGAAAGUUUUGUCCGGGUGGUAAAUUUCAAUUAUUUCUCUGGUAGUAUCCUAAAGCAAGUGAAUUAAUAUGUAAACAUUAGUUUAGACCCAUUCCACUAUUUAAUAAUGAAAUUUAUUUUUUUAAUUUAAAAACUAAAUAAAAGCUUAAAUUUGAACCAU